GGAAAGAAAAAUUAUAAGAAAAAGAAAGCGCCAAAGAACAGCGAGUAUUUGGAAGCGUCUAGUACCAGAGCGUGAUAGCUCCUGUGGAGAUGGAGGAGCUGAAGAGCGCUCUGCGCGAUCAUAGUUUAACUGUGUCUAAUCUUGCAGAUAAAGGCCGAUGCCUCUUCACCACUAGAGAUUUUCAUCCAGGAGAAAUCAUUAUUAGCCAGGAGCCUUAUGUCUGUGUACCAAAUAAUACCCCGGCUGAGUCAAGAUGCGAUGGGUGUUUCACAUCAGGUAACCUUAAGAAGUGCUCAGCUUGUCAAGUUGCAUGGUACUGUGGAAGCACAUGCCAGAAGUCAGAAUGGAAGUUACAUCGACUUGAAUGCACUACUUUCUCUAAGCUUGACAAGAGCAGGCGCAAAUCUGUGACAUCUUCCAUACGUCUGAUGGUGAAACUCUAUCUUCGUAGAAAAUUGCAAAGUGAGAAGGUUAUCCCUUCUACUGCCACAGACAACUACGAUUUGGUGAAGGAAUUGGUGGCUCAUAUGUCAAACAUUGACGAGAAGCAACUGGUGCUAUAUGCACAGAUGGCCAACCUUGUCAACUUAAUUCUUCAGUGUCCUGAAAUCAAUAUAAAAGAGAUUGCAGAAAUUUUUUCAAAGUUUGCGUGCAAUGCACACACAAUUUGUGAUAGUGAACUGAGACCGCUAGGGACAGGACUUUACCCUGUUAUCUCCAUAAUCAAUCACAGCUGUUUGCCCAAUUCUGUUUUGGUCUUUGAGGGGAAGUCUGCUGUGGUACGUGCUGUACAACAUAUACCAAAAGGCACUGAGGUAUUUAUAAGCUAUAUAGAAACAGCUGGAAGCACCAUGACUCGGCAAACGUCUCUCAAAGAGCAAUACCUUUUCACUUGUAGAUGCCCUCGUUGUUCCAAAACGGGUCAGUAUGAUGAUGUCAGGGAAAGUGCAAUUUUGGAAGGUUACCGAUGCAAGGAUCAUAAGUGCGAUGGUUUCUUACUUCGUGAUUCUGAUGAUAAAGGAUUUGUAUGCCAGCACUGUGGCCUUGCUAGAAACAAGGAAGAGAUAAAGAAUUUGGCUAUGAAAAUAAAAGAAGUUUCAGAAAAGGCUGUUACCUCUACGUCCUCUGGCAAUCAUCGGGAAGCCAUGUCUAUGUAUAAGAGAAUAGAGAAAUUGCAGAGUCAAUUGUGCCAUCCGUUUUCAAUAAGUUUGCUGCGAACCCGGGAAAAAGUUAUAGAGAUAUCGAUGAAGCUGGAGGAAUGGGGAGAAGCUCUUUCAUAUUGUAGAUUCACCAUUCCGAUGUAUGAAAGAUUGUAUACAGGAUUCCACCCAUUGCUGGGAUUACAAUACUAUACAUGUGGAAAACUUGAAUGGUUACAUGGAGAAACAGAGAAUGCUAUCAUAUCUCUGACCAAGGCAGUGGAUAUAUUGCGAAAGACCCAUGGGACGAAUACGCCUUUCAUGAAAGAGCUCUUUGUGAAGUUGGAGGAAGCUCGUGCUGAAGCCUCUUACAAACUUUCAUCUACUGAUAAAGAUGAGUGAGUGACAAUGUCUUUUCAGGAAUUUGAAAUAUACAGUAAAUGAUAUUGCCUCACAGGUCUUUGAAAACAGCUUUGCUGUUUUACCUCUUUGCAAAAGUAGAAUAAACAAUCUAUAUGGCUGUGAAUAAUCCGGUUGAGUUCUCAUAGUGGUUACAGCUGCCAUGUUUGAUUGGCUUGAGUCGGAGAUGUCUGCAUUACUUUUCCUUACAAAUUUGAUCUCCACCUUUAUGUGUUCUACGUACCACCCCCGCCCCCGUCCCCUUCCGUUGUACUUUUUGGCUUGCGCAGAGAUUUGAUACUUCCAUAAGCUGAAUUGCUUUAUUUGAGCUCGAACACAAAGGGACAGUUUUCAUCA
Molecule: messenger RNA, 1895 nt
Organism: Tripterygium wilfordii
Lineage: Eukaryota; Viridiplantae; Streptophyta; Magnoliopsida; Celastrales; Celastraceae
Product: histone-lysine N-methyltransferase ASHR1
Exons: 14
Coding region: 90-1541 (483 amino acids)
Cellular component (GO): nucleus
Molecular function (GO): protein binding
Source: RefSeq, a predicted model, not a curated record